Pocillopora meandrina is the source of this 3731-nucleotide messenger RNA. NCBI's taxonomy places the organism in Eukaryota, Metazoa, Cnidaria, Anthozoa, Scleractinia, Pocilloporidae. The record is from the annotation of a GenBank genome assembly.
AUGCAUUUAUUGGUACUUAGUCUUGUGUGCACAGUUGUUUAUGGCGUAAGCCGUAUUUCAAUGCCAAAUCUUAAAGCUGUUAGCUUCGCUAAAACGAUAUCAGGACGAAACCUGAACGGAAGUCUGAUCAGGGAAGUAGAAGUGGAUUCGGAGAAGACCUGUCAGUUUGAGUGUGUGGGUGAAGAGCGAUGUCUAUCCUACAACUUUGGAACUACAAAAAGCAACUCUAAGAUGUUCAAAUGUCAGUUGAGCGAUUCUGAUCGAUUUGUUGGCGUUGCCAACUUCACUGAGGAUAAAGAUUAUAGUUACGGCGGUGUACAGGUGGACUGAUCUAAUCAUUUUCGUAAAUUCCUCAGUUUAGGUUAUAUUUAAGCAUUUUGCAAACCAGCUAGACGUGUCAACAUCUGUGUGUUUGUGGAGAAAUCUGCCGAUGGCACGAUAGCUGACAGUUAGGAAUCUCACAUAAGCAUUUUAGUGGGAAUUGAAACUCCUAAUGGAGGGCCGAAGUGACACAGCUUGAUCUUGAAAAACUAAUGUAAAACUUAUAAUCAUGUGAGAUUGGUAAUUGAAGAACAGUGAAAAGUCAGCUCAAAAAUUGCCCAUAGACCGAGAUGCUUCAUUAACAGAAUCGAAAUUACUUGGCAAAUAUGAAAAAUAUCGAGUUAACCCAAAACUUGUGCAAAACACAAACACAGCCUCAGUUGCUGGUGACGCUUCAUUAAAAAUUAAUGUUUACAAAGGUAAAACAGUUCACCGAACUUCUAAGUUCAAACGUAGAGUCUUUCCCCAAUCUCUUCGCGUUCAAAGUUGUCACUCCAUCUCACUCUUCACUAGCUCUCUUAAUGGCCCGGGCGUUUGCCAUGUCGUUUUGCACGGUUGCAAUUUAAGUAACAGUUUUUGCUUUAUUACUAAGAGACUUGAUUAACAGAGGGGAAAUUUGUAGGUGCUCCCUCACUUUUUUAUCGGUGAAACGUUGUUCAUCCAGUCGGAAGGUAACGAUGAUUCGGCGUCUCCGAAAAACUAAAUUCUCGGUCAUCUAAGCGUGCUUUAAUUGGCCCGAAGCAAUGAUUGGCACAACUGAAUUUCGUUAAAGUCCUUUUUAUUUCCUAUGAUCUCAUUUGGUAAUUUGCGUGGGUGAUCCAGGUCAUAGUAAUGGCAGUAUUAUGGCCAGAAUUGCAACAACUUGCAGAUUUCAGUAAAUUGAAUCAAUGAAAAGUUGGAUCAAUGUCAGUAUCUGAGAAAAUGACGCACCUACUCCUCCCCUAAACUAACAACAGUCAACUGAUAACAAUUCAGGGUUAAUGUUGAGUUAAGGGGUGGGUAGCAGGUGCUCGUUUGCUUUGAUAAUGACAUUGACCCAAAAGAUUUUCCACAGAGUUCUUGUGAGGAGGACAGUUUCCAAUGUGGUCUCAAAGGAGUCUGCAUUCCCAACUAUCAAGAUGGCAGCGUACAGUGCAAGUGUGACCGUAACUACACAGGAAAACCCUGUAGUAAGUUUGAAAAUUCAUAUAAUUAUUUAAAAUGGUGUGAGAAAGAGGUCGAAUGGAGCUAAUUUUGCUACUGAGAAUAAGUUCCAAUCAUUUCUCUCUCUUGUUUUCUAUAGACCCAAAAAGCUGCAGCCAGCUUUUCCGAGAUGGUUUUCGAUCCAGUGGCGUGUACAUCAUCAAUCCAGAUGGCGGCAAACCAUUCCAAGUGUUGUGCGACAUGACCACGGACGGUGGAGGCUGGACUGUUUUUCAGAGACGUUUGGACGGCUCUGUUGAUUUUUAUCUUGAAUGGAAAUCCUACCAAAACGGCUUUGGAAAUCUGAACGGCGAGUUCUGGCUUGGAAACGACAAUCUUCACCGUUUAACAGCCGUCGGUAACGCCAUGUUGAGAGUUGACUUGGAAGAUUUUGAAGGAAACAUCACAUUUGCAGAGUACACCACUUUUAAGGUGGCAGACGAAGCAGACAAGUACAGGCUUUUGAUUGGAGGAUACAGUGGCACAGUGGGAGACUCCCUGCGGUGGCACAAGUAAGAAUGAUCGUCUUCAUCUUCCCCUUCUGUUCGUUUGGGUGUCUAUUGGGUGCUCUGUCUGUCUGUCUGUCUGUCUGUUAGUAUCUCCCUCUAGAUAUAUCUUUGUCGGUUUGUCCUUUUUGCAGUACAUUUUUCUUGCCUGUCUACUUGUCUAUCUGAAUUUUUUUUUGUAUGGUUUCUACAAUCCCACUAAGGGACCCGUCACUCUUUAUCCCCUGGAAGGGGGAGGGAGGGUAGUUGUAUCACGAUAAAAUUUACCUAAUUUCCACGAUAAGGCUCCGCAAUGUUCAUAUGAGCCCCCCCUUCCCCUCAUUGGCAGUUAUUUGGAAGUCAAUCUUCUAUAAGGUCCCCCCUUAAUACUCUGAUGGUGACGUCUGAUCCCCCCUCAGUUCCUGCUAGAAACUAUGUGAUCCUCCCCCCAAAAAAAACCCUUCUACCUCCCACCCAGGGGAUAGAUAAUGACUGCCUCCUAAGUUGCAUAAUGUUCUUCGGAAGACAGUUUCCUGAAUAAAUAUGAAACACGCUAAGAUGAGUUUUUAUAUUAUUUCAGCAAUUCGCAGUUUUCAACGAAAGAUCAUGACAAUGAUUACUGCAGUUGCAGCUGCAGCGAAAUCUACAAGGGAGCCUGGUGGUACGUCGCCUGUCAUGCGUCUAAUCUGAACGGAUUGUACCUUGGGGGUCCACAUAAGUCUUAUGCAGAUGGUGUGGAAUGGCACGGUUUCAGAGGCCACUACUACUCUCUGAAACGCACUGAGAUGAAAUUGAAAAUCAAAAAAUGAACUGUGCUCGAGAGUAACCGAGAAGAAAAGCAUUUGAACUUAGAUCCACCGUAAAUGUUAUACAGUGGUGGAGCAGGGGGAGGGGGGGAACGUUAGUCGAACGCGACCCCCCUCCCCUUCCACCCAUGCACUGAACUUACAGAGUAAAUGUACUUAACGUGAUAUGCAGUAGCCCAAAAUCGUUUUUCUCCCAUUUUUAAUAGUUUUAUCUAAAGUAGUAUUCCAUUAUAACAUGUAGUAGACGUAACCACGAGCUCAUUUCUAUUCAGAGUUUAUAGUCAAUAAUAUCUUAACACUGAAUUUUAAUUUUCCUGAUUUCAUAUGAGGUUGCGGCUCAGUUAACAGCCGGAUGGUGCAAUGGUACGGUAAGAGCCUUCGCUUCCCACAACUCCUCCUGAAUUUAAUUCCCGAACCUAACAUUACGUUUGGAUUGAUUUAGUUGUUUUUUCUUUAUGGUUUUUUAUCGUCCUCACUGCCAAAGGUUCUUCGGCACUACAUUCUGCGCAGAAACAAAAUUCCCGAUACCAAUUUGACCGGAACAGUGACUGAAAAAGAUAUAUUCCUCUAAAAACGACUUAUUUAUUGUUAAUUAAUAUCAUAUACGCAUUUAACCACUUUUUCCAUUUUUUUUCUCAGUAUGUGCAUGUUAUAAGGUCGAAAAUGCUGAUAACUGAUCUGUCAAAAAAGUCUUCUGUCUGUAAAAACAAUAGACUGGCAACCAUCAAAUGUUUUUUCAAUGGUUCAUUUUUUGCUCCGGCAAGAUGCUGCUUUUGUAUUCAUACAUUAAUAUUUAGAUACAGAUUAAGCUAAUGUCAUUUUAAGGAACCAUUACUUUAAAAACACAUUUUGCUAAGAAGGUGUAAUAAAUAUGAUGAUUUUUUUUCUUUCUAUAAGCAUCAUGCACGAAUGAAAUUAAAAUUUUUUGUUGUUGCAG